This is a messenger RNA of Rhinolophus ferrumequinum (greater horseshoe bat), 1840 nucleotides long. It is a transcript of the gene EMB, whose product is annotated as embigin. The record is from RefSeq and is a predicted model, not a curated record. Gene Ontology annotation, biological process: homophilic cell-cell adhesion; dendrite self-avoidance; axon guidance. Bases 91 to 1308 code for a protein of 405 amino acids. Gene Ontology annotation, cellular component: axon; plasma membrane. NCBI's taxonomy places the organism in Eukaryota, Metazoa, Chordata, Mammalia, Chiroptera, Rhinolophidae. The transcript is spliced from 9 exons. Gene Ontology annotation, molecular function: cell-cell adhesion mediator activity.
CCCAGAUGGCAGAGGCUGGAGAGGAUGCCGCUCGGAUGUGGCCACCGCACAUCCGGGCGCGCCUGCAGCGGACAGCGCGCUGCAUAAUUGAUGGGGGGCCGGGCGCAGUUCUGGGUCGGCCUUGGACGCGGUGAGAGUGUCUCCAGGGAGCAGGGCAGGGCAGCCGGGCCCCUCCUACUUCGCCUUUUCUCGCGUGUCGCGUCCCUGGAACUGGCAUCGGGCGCCGGGCCACCAGCGAGUAUGCGCAGGGACUCCAGGCACCGACACUGGUUUGCCGAGGGAGCCGCCUGGGUGAGAAGAGCGGCGGACUCACCGACAACCAUGCGCACCUUCCCUUGCCGGCGGGGACCCCCGGCGCCUCCGCCCCUGCCGCUGGUCCUCCUGUGCUUCCUGGCCGCUGCGCGCCCGAGCUUGGCGGACGGCCAUGCCCCAGCUUUAACUUUUACAAGUCUACCUGUCCAAGAAGAAAUGCUGGCAAAAUAUUCUAACAUUUCCUUGGAGAGUCAUAACAUAUCACUGACUGAACAUUCUGAUGUUCCAGUAGAAAAAAAUAUCACUUUACAAAGACCUUCUAAUAUAGAACUCACAUGCCAGUUCACAACAUCGGGGGAUGUGCAUUCAGUAAAUGUGACUUGGAAAAAAGGUGAUGAACUACUUGAGAAUAAUUAUCUCAUCAAUGCAACAGGAAGCAUCCUGUAUACCCGGUACAUGUUCACCAUCAUUAAUAGUGAACAAAUGGGAAGUUACUCUUGUUUCUUUCAAGAGGAAAAGGAACAAAGGGGCACAUUUAAUUUUAAAGUCCCUGAACUUCAUGGAAAAAACAAACCAUUGAUCACUUAUGUGGGGGAUUCAACUGUCUUGACAUGUAAAUGUGAAGAGUGUUUUCCUUUAAAUUGGACCUGGUACAGUAGUAAUGAGAGUGUACAGGUUCCUCUUGAUGUUCAAAUGAAGGAUAAGUACGUGAUCAGUGGAAAACAUAAUGAAACAAGGCUGAAGAUAAUGCAUCUUUCAGAGGAAGAUCAGGGCUCUUACUGGUGCCAUGCGAUAUUCCAGUUAGGCGAGAGUGAAGAUCAUGUUGAACUGGUUGUGCUGAGUUAUUUGGUGCCCCUCAAACCAUUUCUUGCAAUUGCUGCUGAGGUUGUUCUUUUAGUGACUAUUAUUCUGCUUUGUGAAAUGUACUUCCAGAAGAAGAAGCAGCCAGAUGAUGGGAAAGAGUUUGAACAAAUUGAACAGCUGAAAUCAGACGACAGCAAUGGUAUAGAAAAUAAUGCCUCCAGGCACAGAAAAAAUGAAUCUGUGGGCCAAUGAAUGAGAAGCAUCAUGUCCAGAGUCAUGGGAAGAUGGACAAAGAGUUUCUAUUUCUGCUUUGUUAUGCUUCCUAUUAAGAACAUCUGCGUUUUUAUUUUUAGAAGAAGAAAAAGUUGAUGCAACAUGCUCAGCAGUAGCUUUGUAAAUAAUAUAUGCUAUCUCAGAUCUAAAGAUGUUAUGUUCAUUUUGUAAUUACUUUACACGAAAGCAAGGUAAACUGUAUUAAAUAUGUUCUGUGGGCUAUAACCCAGGAUAAUUAAUUUCAUCCUGGUCCUCAAGAGGCACACAGAACAGACACCAGCAAAACCAGUUAAUAGUUCAUAGAGCUAAUGUCGCUCAAGACCUGUUUAUAACCAAAGAAUUCAUGAAAAAGGAAGUCUUUGCUAUUUAUCUUUAAAAGUUUUUUUUUCCCAAGCAUGCUUACUAUAUAUAGAAGUAUUUGUAAUAAUUUUCAUGUGAAGUUCAUUCUUCUGUCAUAUUGAAAAAAAUGUGUGGCUUUACUAGGAAAUGAACACUUGCUUUCUGCCUUUGA